GCAUGCAACAUAACAUUGACAGCGCAACUAGUUUGGUUUAGUCUGAAACUGCAGGAGCUACAGAUGCUUCGACGCUGGGUUAAUUCAGCUUAAGAACCUAGUCCGAUUACCAUGAAGACAAGAGGAGAAAUCCCUCCGUGUCCACCGCUGAGCAACUGAAGAAGAGAAACGCCGUGAAUGUGAAUGUUUCCUCAUGACAGCAGGAGUAACGUUAGAGAUGCGAGCGUUGCUCUCGUGGGCUCUGUCUUCAGGGCGAGAUAGCUAGACUUUUAUAAUCUUAUCUUUUAAGCCGUUUGUUAUUCCUCCAAUAAAGACCUGCGAGUGGGAUUUCCGUCGUAAGAUUAGACUUUUCUCCAGCUUGCUUCUUAUCAUGGAGACGUACACGGACGUCUUACUAGUCACUGCAAACGUUGGAUCACUGUUUGACAAUGUGGGUGAAAUUGAAGGAGACUGGCUGCGAGAGUUCUUCACGACGGUCCACAUGUACAAGCCACGCUUCGUCGCCCUGCACUUUCAGGAAGUUGGUGGAAAGGACUAUAUGAUGAACAUGGGCCACGCAGAGAACUUUUUCUGGACCAUAGAGUCCAGCUCUGAGAUGGCAGACUUCGACAGAGUCUGUGUCUAUGUAGACAGUCAUUUCAAGGCUGUGGACAGUUUCACGGCUCUGGGAAGCAUGUAUUUCAUCCACAAGUCACUGAAAAAUAUCCAACAAUAUGACUUCAAUGUGAAGGAGUUUAAAGCUGUCUCAGGCCAUAACAAGUACGUGGGCUCCCUGGAAGGAGUGACUACCAUGGAAAAAGAGAAAUUCCCCAAGAACUUUUGGCCUGAUUUCAAGUGGUCCAGAAAAGGCUACAUGAGGACACGAUGGAUCAUUCACAACCAGGGUUUAGACCUGGUGAAUGUCCACCUGUUUCACGACGCCUCCAACCUCAUAGCCUGCAACGCUAGUCCAUCAGUGUAUACCGCAAACCGCAAGAAAGCUCUCAGAUAUGUCAUCAACAGGAUAGAAGAUAACAGCUACAGUCCUCUUCCCUUCUUCCUGUUUGGGGAUUUCAAUUUCCGCCUUGACACACUCAGUCUAGUACAGAACCUCUCCAUGUCAGCUGAUAUCCAGACGGUAAAAAAAGACAGUAGCAACGAGGUAGAAAAAAUCAUUUGUGAAGAGAAAGACAAUGACCACCAGGUUCUCCUUCAUAUAGAGACCAAGUUAUUUGCUUACUUGCACCAGGCGGUGUUCAGAGAAAACAACGGAAAAGAGCUGCUGAAGUAUGAUAAGGAGAUCUCUGCGUUCCACGACGUCAUCACAGAGGAGGAUAUCCGCUUUCCUCCCAGUUACCCAUACAGUGAAGACUACACUAAACCUACACAGUACAUGAACACACGAUGCCCGGCAUGGUGUGACCGCAUCCUAAUGUCCCACAGCGCGGGAGACAUCAUUCACCGGAGGGAAGAGAGUGAGAGUGGUGUUGUUUAUAACACACUGGGCUCCAACAUCUGCAUGGGAGACCACAAGCCUGUUUUCCUGUUUUUUCCACUGAAGACAAUUGCACAUUGACACUAGGAGAGUCAAAGAGACUUCCUGUGUUGUUGACGUGUUCCUAGAGGUUAUUCUGUGGUCAUCUCUUCCGAUCAUGCCAGGGCUCUACAACAAGUACACACUCACUCUCACACACCGAGACAAUGAGAAAACCCCUACAGGACCCCCUGAAAUCUCCUGGCAAACUCAAGUGGGCACACAAUGUAAAGGACAAGAACUGUUCAUUUUCUGAUAGUUUUACUCUUAGUUUUACUUUCAUCAUAAUGCACAUUUAACAAAGACUUCAGGUUUGUUCAGUCAGCGUGACUUCAGAAAUCUCUGAACAAAGAAAAAUAGGACCAAGAGAAAGAACACAAAGACUUCUCGAAGCUCUCAACUCCUGACUUUUCACAAACAACUAAGCUUAAGACUUUGCAUAGAGUGGGAAUUACAACUCCAUUCGUUUGCUUUUACUCAUUGUAUGCGAAUGCAAGUACAAGUAUGCUGACAAUAGCACACCAUAUCCAAACGCAAGCUGCUGCGACGCACAAGCUUUGGUUGCUGUUUGACUCCUGAAUCUCUUU
Rhinichthys klamathensis goyatoka is the source of this 2100-nucleotide messenger RNA. RefSeq names its product inositol polyphosphate-5-phosphatase L (gene inpp5l). NCBI's taxonomy places the organism in Eukaryota, Metazoa, Chordata, Actinopteri, Cypriniformes, Leuciscidae. The transcript has 16 exons. The record is from RefSeq and is a predicted model, not a curated record. Gene Ontology annotation, molecular function: inositol-polyphosphate 5-phosphatase activity. The coding region runs from base 371 to 1555 and encodes 394 amino acids. Gene Ontology annotation, biological process: phosphatidylinositol dephosphorylation.